AAUGUGGAGUUUAUAACAUUCGAAUAAUUGUUUUAUAUUCAAAAAAAGAAAAAUUGCAUGCCAUUUUAUGCAGAUAUGAGUACAUUUUAAAACGAAAAGUGCGUCUUCGUAAACUUUUUGUCACUGAACUACAUUUCCCAACACGCACUUCCUGUAUCCUUCACCCCGCCCCCUUUUUUGACUGACAGGUUGUUUGUUUCACUGUUUCACCAGCUGCUGGCCCAUUCCAGCCCUUGUCGGAGUGGAAACACGGGGGCCGACAGUCCUCUUUUUUUCUCCCUUCCCGUUUACCUCGUUGUGCUUUCUUUUAUUUCACCCCGCUUCACUCUCUUUCUCUCUUUUCCCUGGCAGACAACUUUUCCUUUUCUCUCCCCUCCUUUCCGCUCUGUUUGAAGGUUUUAAAGCCCUGUCCAUAAGCUCGAGUCGUUUAUUUAUUUAUUUAUUCUUUCUUGUUUUAUCGAAACGGAACAGGCAGUUGUAUUUUUUUUAGAUGUACCACAAAUGAGAAGACGCAAAAGAUGGAGCUGCACAUUUUAGAGCACAGUUUAAAAGUAGCAAGUAUAGCGAAAGAGGGCAUCCAGAUCUGCACUCACGGAUUAAUCAAACUAGCUUUCCUGCCCUCCAAAACAAGAUGUAAGUUCUUUAGUUUGACCGAAACUCCGGAAGAUUACACCAUUAUUGUGGAUGAAGAUGGCUUUAAAGAGCUGCCGGAGUCUGAGUAUCUCAGUGUGGCUGAAGCGACGUGGUUGGCUCUUAAUGUGGUGUCCGGGGGCGGGAACGCUACCAGCUCUCAGCCAAUCGGUGUAACGAAAAUCGCAAAAUCAGUCAUCGCCCCGCUGGCAGAUCAUAAUAUCUCUGUGUUCAUGCUGUCAACAUACCAGACUGAUUUUAUAUUGGUUCGAGAGAGGGAUCUGCCCAUGGUCAUGCACACACUGUCUUCAGAAUUCACUCUCCUGAGGGUGGUCAAUGGAGAAGCGGUGGCUGCCAACAGUACUGGGGUCACCAAUGGUUUUGUCAAGCCUAAACUGGUCCCUCGGCCGAUCAUUCACCCUCUCUCCAGCCCCAGUAACAUGUUCUGCGUUACCAGCCUGGACCCUGACACGCUGCCCUCAGUGGCCACUCUGCUCAUGGACGUCAUGUUCUAUUCGGGCGGAGCGAAAGAGACCGGGGGGCAGAGUGAGGAUUCUGGACACAUCCGCUUUUUCUCCUUCUCGCUGAUCGAGGGCUACAUCUCUCUAGUUAUGGAUGAGCAAACGACCCGGAGGUUUCCAAACAACGUCCUCUUCACCAGCGCUUCAGGAGAGCUUUGGAAAAUGGUCCGCAUCGGAGGACAACCCUUAGGGUUUGAUGAAUGUGGCAUUGUGGCUCAGAUAUCUGAACCGCUGGCGACCGCUGACAUUCCAGCCUAUUAUAUCAGUACCUUCAAGUUCGAUCACGCUCUGGUUCCUGAGGAGAACAUCCAGAGCGUGAUCGGAGCCUUGAGGACCAAUGAGAGCACAGGACAGUGAGACUCUGCGAUUGGAUAGGAGUCCCACAUCCCUGAAAACAUUUAGAUUUCUUAUGUCGAACUCUUAAAAGUGCCAAGAGCUUACCUGAGGACUGCUUCUGGGGGAGGUUAUGGGAGAAGGAUCGGAAGGGGAUGUGGGGGGGGCUCUAAUUUAGUAGUCAGUAUGAGCGGCAACAUUACUUCCUGUCCAUUUCUUGCAAAUAAGAAAACCCUAAUCCCCACCCACCUCUACAGGGACCCUGCGAUGGUGUGAAUCCAGUGUUUUUCUUCUCUUCUUUCUCCCCCACCCCUCUUCCUCUUAUCCACUCCUCCUCCGCACAUUAUUUUACCAUGGCAACAGGGCCUGGACUUUAGCUACCGGUUCUUUAGACGUUGCAAACAACCAUUUUGUAUUAGUGGCAGGUCCUCCUCCUAGAGGACACAGAAUGUACUCCAAUGUUUCCUCGAGAUUUAUUUCAUUUUUUCCUGCCCCCUUCUUGUUUCCCCAAGACAUGGGGCAUAAACCGGCUCCUUGUCUAAAAACGUGAUGUUUCUCGGGAUGCAGUUUGAUGGUUCAGGGUUGUUGUUGUUAUUUAGGCAAAAUGGUCCAGUCACAAGAUCAGUCUGUGAGAGAAGCAUCUCGUGCUCAUUCAGAAAGUUUCCAGUUUUUGUUUAAAGGUUUUGUUUCUUUCUCCUAACCUCAAUCCUAUAUUCACGUUUCAAUGCCAUGUAGCUGGUUAAUGAAUUAGUAGUUAUUGUUGCCUUCAGAGUACAAUCAAUGUUUUUUCUGUCAGCCUGGCCGAGUUGGCAGUGAACGUGCGUAGAGAUUGGAAUCAAGGAUUCAGGUGAGGUGAAACUGUUUUUGUUCACUUGCACUUGUUCAGGUUAUAAGUACACAAAUCGUGCAGUUUACUGUAUUCUGUUUUAAAACUCGUUCCAAUAAGGAUGUCGCUUUUUUAUUUCCGCCCUAGAGUCGUCGUGUGCGUGCGAUCAGAUUAAAUGUCUUUUAAGUCUUCACCACUACUAGCUCUUUUGAGUAUUUUGCAAAGCUGUCUCUUCAUUCACGGAGGAACUAUUAGGGGAAACCAGACCUGCCAACCUGUACGCAUAUUGCGCAGCGGCUAAGCAUUUUGACCUCAAAGUACGCUGGUACGAUUUGUCACUCUAAUCUACGCAAAAAUCUAGUGACGCCCCUGUCCACGCGCAGUUUUCAAAA
Molecule: messenger RNA, 2702 nt
Organism: Cyprinus carpio (common carp)
Lineage: Eukaryota; Metazoa; Chordata; Actinopteri; Cypriniformes; Cyprinidae
Gene: castor2
Product: cytosolic arginine sensor for mTORC1 subunit 2
Biological process (GO): cellular response to L-arginine; negative regulation of TORC1 signaling
Cellular component (GO): cytosol
Source: RefSeq, a predicted model, not a curated record